This is a messenger RNA of Culicoides brevitarsis, 642 nucleotides long. RefSeq names its product general odorant-binding protein 99a-like. NCBI's taxonomy places the organism in Eukaryota, Metazoa, Arthropoda, Insecta, Diptera, Ceratopogonidae. The record is from RefSeq and is a predicted model, not a curated record. The transcript is spliced from 2 exons. The coding region runs from base 23 to 508 and encodes 161 amino acids. Gene Ontology annotation, molecular function: odorant binding. Gene Ontology annotation, biological process: sensory perception of smell.
CAAAAUUUUAGUAUAAAAGGUGAUGCACACAAAAUGUCUGUUUAGAAGUAAUUUGAAUCUCACGAAAGUCACACAAAUCACAAUGAAAUUCUUUAUCGUUCUUAGUAUUAUCGCUUUGGCUGCUGCAGAUGAGUUUAAAGUUCGUACCACGGACGACUUGCAAGUUUUUCGCCAAGAAUGCGGAAAAGAAUUAAAUAUUACUGAGGAGCGCUUGGAAAAGUUCAAGAAAUGGGAUUUUGGAGAUGAUGAAGAGACAAAGUGUUACAUCCGUUGCGUAUUUAAGAAAUUUCCCAUUUUCGAUGACACUACAGGACCAAAUGUUGAAAAUUUGGUGAAACAAUUGUCUCAUGGCUCAGACAAAACAGAAGAAGAAUUGAGAACCGAAGUAACUAAAUGCGUGGACGCAAAGAAGGACAACGAGAACGAAUGUAGCUGGGCUUUCCGUGGAUUCGCUUGCUUCAAAAAAUCAAACUUGCAAUUGAUUCGAGCAAGUACCAAGAAAGAUUGAAGAUAAAUACAAAAGAACAAACCAUAUUGCCAUAUUUUUUAAGACUGCAUAGUAUUUCAAAAAUUAAAAAAAAUUUGAAGAAUGAAAAGCAAAUAACAAAAACUAAAAAAAUCUUUUUCCAUUAUAUUAAUAAA